CGCGGCGGGAACUCGGGCGGCGCCGGGCGCUGAGGGGCGCGCGCGCGGCGGCUCCGUGACGCAUGGGAUGACGUCAGACCGACGUCGCGGAGGAUCGGCGACGACAUGCCCGGCGUCCCGGUGACGUCACGGGUGCCCGGGGGAGCCGCCGUGGCAGCCCCGCCCGGCCCCCCGGAGCCGCGGCAGAGCCCCGAGCAGCGGCGAGCCGCCGACAUCAUCCGCCUGCUGACGCUCUACCGGCCCCUGCUCGACGCCUUCGUCAUUGAUUUCUUCACCGAGGAUCUGUGGGCACAGCUGCCCGCAGCCUGGCAGCCCGCCCUGGCCGGCGCCACCCCGGUGCAGCUGGCCGGGCUCCUGGGGGGCAGCGGGGGCCCGGGGGCCGCCUGGCCGCUGUCCCUGCUGGCCUUUGCCGCCGCCGCCCGCGCCCUGGCCUUCCCGCGGGGAUGCCCGGCACGGUGCCCGCACCCCCCGUGCCAGAGCUCCCGCCUGCCCCCGCCGCUGCGCCGCCACGUCAAGCCCAAGAAGCAGCACGAGAUCCCGCGCCUGGGCAAGCUGCUGCGGCGGCUGAGCCGCGCCACCGGCUGCGAGCGCGUGGUGGACGUCGGAGCGGGGCAGGGCCACCUGUCGCGGUUCCUGGCCUUCGGGCUGGGGCUGAGGGUCACCGCGGUGGAGAGCGACGCCCGGCUGGCGGGACUGGCCCAGCGCUUCGACCGGGAGCUGCUGCGGGAGCUGGGCAAAGCCAGGAGGGCGCCGGCACACGGGGGGCACCCCCUGACCCCCCGCGCCCCCCGGCACGUGGCCGGCCGCCUGGACCCUGCAGCUCCCUGGGCGGAGUUCCUGCUGCCCCCCGAGCCCCCGGGAGCCGGCCCCGCUGCCCGGAACCCGCUGGGGGGCCCGGGGGGCUCCGAGGACGGGGAAAGGGUGCUGGUGACGGGGCUCCACGCCUGCGGGGACCUCAGCCCCGCCCUGCUGUGCCACUUCGCCCGCAGCCCCGUCGUGGCCGCCGUGGCCUUGGUGGGCUGCUGCUACAUGAAGCUGUCGACCGCGCCGCGGCAGCCCCCCGGCUACCCCCUGAGCGCCUCGGUGGCGGCGCUGCCGGGCCACCAGCUGUCCUACCGGGCGCGGGAGGCGGCGUGCCACGCGCUGGAGGAGUACCAGGGCCGGCUGCGCGGCGGCGGCGCCCACCUGCGCGCCCACUGCUACCGCGCCGCGCUCGAGAGCCUGAUCCGCGCCGCCGAGCCCGCCAAGAGGCACCUGGGGCUGCAGCCGGGCAGGAAGGCACACGGCCUCAGCUUCCCCGAGUACGCCCAGCUGGGGCUGCCCCUGGCAGGACUGGACCCCGCGGGGGUCCCGCUGGACUCGGGGGCCGUGGGGGCCAUGCUGGAGCAGCAGCACAAGGUGGUGGCGUUCUGCACCCUGGGGCAGCUUCUGGCACCCGCCGUGGAGACCCUCAUCCUGCUCGACCGGCUGCUCUACCUGCGGGAGCAAGGUUUCCACUGCGCCCUCGUGCCCCUCUUCAACCCCCGCUUCUCCCCGCGGAACCUGGUGCUGGUGGCCGCGCGGACCCCGCUGGACACGGCGCUGGCCGGGCUGGCCAAGGACACUGGGGACGGAGACAGCAGCGAGGAUGAGGAGCCGGAGGAAGCAGCGUCCCUCAGGGAGAGACAGAGCCCGCAAUAAACCCAGGAUUUGUACACUCCA
Messenger RNA from Motacilla alba alba, 1701 nucleotides. It is a transcript of the gene METTL25B, whose product is annotated as ribosomal RNA adenine dimethylase domain containing 1. Gene Ontology annotation, molecular function: rRNA (adenine-N6,N6-)-dimethyltransferase activity. The record is from RefSeq and is a predicted model, not a curated record. NCBI's taxonomy places the organism in Eukaryota, Metazoa, Chordata, Aves, Passeriformes, Motacillidae. Gene Ontology annotation, biological process: rRNA modification.